AUGCUUACUAGUAAUAGUACUUUUGGUGUUACGGUUCCCUUUUUGAGUUUGUUGCAGUAUUACCUGAGGACAGGGGGAUGUAAGUUUGGAAAAGCUUGUAGAUAUAAUCACACGAAGGCUAAACCUUCUGCAGUUCCAGUUCUAGAGCUCAACUUUCUUGGCCUGCCAAUCCGAAUGGGAGAGAAAGAGUGUCCCUACUACAUGCGGACUGGCUCAUGCAAGUAUGGAGCAAACUGCAGGUUUAAUCAUCCUGAUCCUACAGCUGCAGGGGGAUAUGAACCUCCUUCAGGAUAUGGAAGGGGAUCUGUUCCAUUACAAGGUGCAUCACAAUCAAAUAUGGCAUCUUGGUCUUCACCAAGAGCAUUGAAUGAGCCUGCUCCAUUUGUGCCUAUUAUGUUUUCACCAACUCAAGGUGUUCCCCCAAAUCCUGAAUGGAAUGGAUAUCAGGCUGAAGUUUUCUUCAGAUGGUUGAAACAUUCUGAAAGCUUCUGA
Molecule: messenger RNA, 492 nt
Organism: Vitis riparia (riverbank grape)
Lineage: Eukaryota; Viridiplantae; Streptophyta; Magnoliopsida; Vitales; Vitaceae
Product: zinc finger CCCH domain-containing protein 43-like
Molecular function (GO): mRNA binding; metal ion binding
Source: RefSeq, a predicted model, not a curated record